UGCGAUGGCGGCGCCGGGCUGUGCGGAGCUGCGGGCGGGCGGGCCGGGCGGUGUCCCGGGGGCUGUCCCGCCGCACUCCAGUUGUGUCCCGGGUCCAGGGGGUGUCCCGGGGGCUGUUCCACCGCACCCCAGCGGUGUUCCGUGUUCGGGAGCUGUCCCGCCGCACCCCGGCGUGUCGCGGCGGCGGGGGCGGACGCUGCUGGUGCGGCACCUGCCCGCCGAGCUGACGGCGGCGGAGAAGGAGGAUCUGCUGCAGCACUUUGGGGCGGUGUCUGUGCGCGUCCUGUCGGACCACGGCCGGCUGAAACAUACUGCUUUUGCCACCUUUCCCAGUGAAAAUGCAGCUGCAAAGGCUUUAUCAAGGCUGCAUCAGCUGAAACUUUUAGGUCACACCUUGGUUGUUGAAUUUGCGAAGGAGCAAGAGAGUGUACAGGCCCUUAGCCAGCCUUCUGUCUCAGAGAAGUGUAAAAGUUCAGAAGAACCAGUGAAAGAAGAAGAGAAGGUAGAACCAAGCUGUGUUAAAAUAGAGAAUGGAAUUGCACCCAACCACGGCCUCACCUUUCCCAUCAAUUCCUGCCUCAAAUAUUUGUACCCACCACCUUCAAGUGCAAUUCUAGCAAAUAUAGCAAAUGCCUUGGCAAGCGUGCCGAAAUUUUAUGUCCAGGUACUUCAUCUAAUGAAUAAAAUGAAUCUUCCUCCACCCUUUGGACCGAUUACUGCUCGCCCUCCCAUGUAUGAAGAGUAUUUACCAGUGCCUGUGCCACCUCCCCCAAUCCCACCUCUGCCUCCUGAAGAGCCUCCUUUGCCUGAAGAGGACGAAGAGCAACUACCUAGUGGGGAUGAAUCGGAAUAUGAAAGUGAUAAUGAUGAGGAAAAGGAGAGAAUGACCAAGUUGAUGGAAUUAGCAACCCUUCAGCCUAAAAGACCGAUAAACACAAAGAAACGAGGUGUUAGAAAAAAGCAAAGAAUUAAAGACUUACUGAAUGUUCCUGUGUGUACUCCCCACAGUAAUUUGCACCCUACACUGUCACCUUCAGAUGUCUUUGAGCAGCCACAUCAUGUAGGUCAUAAAAAAAUAGAGUUUCAUAUUAGUACUGACAUCCCAGCUGUUCUUCAGAUAAACUCAGAAAAAGAAGAAAAAAAUGAUCUUUCUGCAACCACAGAAGAAAUCAAUAAUACAGGCUUUGGAAGGAUUUUCCCAGCUCCUAGCUCAAAUGAUAAAAUGGAAACUGAAGAGGAGGAUGAUGAAAUACCAUCAGAAUUUAUUUCUAGAAAGGAUCUAGAAAAAAACAGACUUUCUAGAGAAGAAAUGGAAAAAUUUUCUGUUUUCAAAAACUAUGAACCAGGUGAUCCAAAUUGCAGGAUAUAUGUGAAGAAUUUAGCUAAACAAGUCCAAGAAAAGGAUCUCAAGUUCAUUUUUGGAAGAUAUGUUGACUUCCAGUCAGAAGUGGAACGAAAUAUGUUUGAUAUACGUUUGAUGAAAGAAGGCCGUAUGAAGGGACAGGCUUUCAUUGGACUUCCUAAUGAAAAAGCAGCUGCUAAAGCAUUAAAAGAAGCAAAUGGAUAUGUCUUAUUUGAAAAACCCAUGGUGGUUCAAUUUGCUCGUUCAGCUAGACCAAAACAGGAUGCCAAUGAAGGGAAAAGGAAAAAGUAGAACACUGCACAAGGUAUGGACUCUCUGCCUGAAAAUAAAAAUAAAUAAUUAGGCUUGGAUUUUUUUUGUUAGCGUGUGCGUUUGUUUGUUUUUAUGUAAUAUCUCUUUAAUGGCUUAUUUAGGAAUACUGGGAAACAUUCCAUACAAUUUUCUUUUCUUAAAUAUGUGCUUAUAUGAGGAAAACAGAAUGCAAGGUAUAUAGUAAGUUUAAAACGUUGCUUCUUCCUCUGUUUAACAAUUCGGAGACUGACAUUUCACUGCUCCUGAUCUCAUAGGGUACCUGUCAGUUUCUCUAAUCCUUAAUCUGGGGAGCUAAGGAGAAUAAUUAUGUGGAAUUGGACCACUUACCUUUUAGUAAUCUUCCAGGGUUUUGGUAUUGAAAAGAGUUGCCUCUUUACAUUGGUAGGGAUGGAAGGGAAGGAGUAAAGUGAUGCUGAAGAACUGGUUCCAGCAAUGAACUUCUGCUAGCUGUAAAGGACCUUUGGCUUUGCUAACUUUGGAAGAUGAGAUCUUAGUGCUGUUGCAGCAUCCUUUAAACUUAUCUGAAUUAGUGAAGGAUUUUCUGUCAGAACAUGCUGCUUAAUGCUGCAUUAAUCAAGACUUCCUUUGUGGAAUGCGUAGGUCCUGAUUUUUGGCAUUAUUAUCCCAUCAUAACAUGUUGGGAAAGUAACUUAUAGCAGAAAGUAAUUGCUAUUAUUUCUUAUGAUGUAGCUUUACUUCACUACUGCUUACUCUAUUUCCUUUUAACUCAAGCGAAAUGAGCUCUAAUUUAACUGUGAUGGGUUUCAUGGCCUGAAAACAUUUGCAUAGUGAACUCUCAAAUUCUUAUGUGAAGUAACUGAUGCAAGAAUAAGAAGCACUCAGUUCUCAAGCUGCACCCUCUGAUAGAUCAACGAGUUCAAAUUUAAAGGGCAUUGAACUUAAUCACUGGUUACAGUUAGGGAUUGCUCUGGGUAUGCCACCACUUAAGACAAAAUGAACUCAAAUCUUAGGCUGAGUGCUUAUGAAGUAUUCUACUUAAUCCAUGAUGUGUUUUUAAUCUGGAGGUUUGAUCCUUGUUACUUUGAAGAAAACGUGAAGUUUGAAAUAAAGGAUGUGAACAGUUGGUUUUGAUUUUUACAAAUUGGUUGGAGACCCCACAGAAUGGUUAUUGUGAGGGUAGUAUUUCUAUUUACAACAGUUAUGUUAAUUGUAUGUUCCUUGUUGUAUCCAUUGUCCUAAGGAUUUCUUAAUCAGAUUAUGUUUGAACUUGUUUCCCUCAUAUCUGAGAUACUACUUGGUCUUAGAAGUUCCUAUUUCGUACAACUGAUUGUGGUUUGCAAAAUCUAUAUUUUGUAAAAUUAAAAGUAAUUUUUUUUACAGGCAUUCUUCUGUAUUGGUCAUUGAAAAGAGAGAAGCGAGCCGUGGCUAAAGUAUCUUAUUAGGAACAAGUGUUGAUGAGACAGUUUCAGUCUUGUUUCCUACUCCUGCUUUGUUAGCAAAAACUUGUAUUUAUAUUUUAUCUAGCAUCUAAUAAGAAGAUUACUAAGUGUCUUGAUAUUCAAAAAAGAAACUUGAAACAUUUUAGCUAUUGGAAAGCCUGAUAGAUGAAGACUGAGCAUUUUUGCAUGACUAUGUUUUCCUUUUCCUACUGGAACAUUUGGGUGGAUGCUGAUUUAUGAUGCAAAAUUCCAUUAUAGAAAUCUGAGUCUGGUUUUGUGUUUCAUGGAUUUUUUUGUUUGUUUGUUUGGGGUUUUUAAAAUUUCCUCUAUAGAGAUUUUAUCCUUUGUGGAGAAGAUAAUACCUAUGGUUUAUAAAAAUACUAUGUAAGUCCUCGCUGGCUGAAAUAUCUUUCUUGAUUGACUGGCAAAAAGUUCAGUUAGUAUUUGGGGUGACUAUUUUUCCUGUAGCUAAAAUACAACUUUUUGGGAGAAAGGUUAUGUAGAAGAAACUGAUGCUGAGACUUCUCCAGCUUCUUCUUAGGAAGAAGUGACUUGAAAGCCAGCAUUAAAUGGAAAUGUGAUUGGGUUUUGGACCUGAUGGGGAAAAAAAAAAGUGAGUCUGUGAGAUGGCAAAGACUUGAAGGAGAAUUAUGAAACAGAAAAAUCUGGUGGUAUCCUAGUAGUUCCAGUUACAAAAAAAUGUAUUUACUUUUGAAUAUGGAGUUUAGUGUUGGUGGAUCCAUCAGCCCUCAUUAAGUCUCAUAAGGUGUCAGAACUGUAUUUUAUCAAACAAGCAUAUUUGCUUUUGAUAGGUAGCAUAAAGUUAUGUGUCUGCAAUACUGAGAAUCAAGUAAAAUUAAACCACAUUCUGCUGUUCUUCUUUAGAAACAUUCCUGCGUAAAUACUGCAGUAAUACUGUCAUGCAGAGUGUAUCCUUUCUUGUUGUAUCCUUUUUUUGUGCAAUGUUUCCCGUAGCACUCAACUACAUCUAAGUUUUCAUAUAGAGUAGGUGUGGGGAGGAGUUUACAUGUUUAAAGCUUGAGCUAAUCUGGUAAUUUUGAAAAGCAAAAGAUGCUUUUUCAGGGGGAAAAAAGAAAUCAAUGAGUUUUCUGUGUGGUGUGAAUAGACACAUUAAAGGUUCUUAGUCUUAAAAGGUGGCCUCCACCUUUUUCCUCAAAGGUCAUAUACCUUACUAAUUUGUGGUCCCAUUCCUUAGUGAAACAGUUCUAGCUCAAACAAGCUGAUGUAUGUGGAGCUGUGCUGAGCUCACACUGAGGGUGUCACUUUGUUUUUCUUUAAAUAAAUAUUAUUAUAUUAAUAUGUUGGCUAAAAUAUGUUGCAGAGCAAUUCCUAAUAUUAAGGGGUUGACAGGUAUUUAGAUCAUUUGAUGAUUACUGUUGUCCUGGUAUAUGAGAAACAAUCUGUAGUUGAUUCAGUUUAUACAUUCCUUACUAUGUCUUUUUUGAGUAAAGAAAAAAUUAAUAAUAACUUGCAAUGAAGUAUUUGAACUAAUACUCAACUAUUAAUCACUGCUACCUUUUUGUUGGUGUCUUUUUUUUUUUAGAUUGUUCUCUGCACUGAGGUAGUGUUGUUGCCAGUGACUUAAUUUUCUUGUGGGUUUCAUACUACAUUACUAUUUAACUUUCUGUAAUUUAAAAUUAAUACAGCCUGCAUCUAUUAAGUCAUAUUUUUUUCAGACAUUAAGCACUUCUUAAAAUACUUUAACAUCUUUCAGUUUAGUUGUCAAAACAAAGUAUAACAGUGCUGUUUUCUGGUUGUUCUUACUUUUAACAUGCCUUUGUGAUGUUCCAGGUCCCUUUUGUGUUCCAUCUCUUUCAAGUAUUAUCAAGCUGGGGGAAGAAGCAGUGUAAUCGUCAGGACUCUUGAACUGUGCGUAGUAGCGUUUCUAAAGUAUUUAAGGCAGACUAUAAAUUGGCAGACUAUACAUUUUCUCGUCUUAAAGAUUCCACCUCUUUAAAGUGUCACAAGACUUAUAUGAUAAAUGUAUGUUAGUUUGCUUUUGAAAUCUAAUAAAUUAUUUCCUUUCUCUUUG
This is a messenger RNA of Pipra filicauda (Wire-tailed manakin), 5128 nucleotides long. It is a transcript of the gene RNPC3, whose product is annotated as RNA binding region (RNP1, RRM) containing 3. Lineage: Eukaryota; Metazoa; Chordata; Aves; Passeriformes; Pipridae. The record is from RefSeq and is a predicted model, not a curated record. The transcript has 14 exons. The coding region runs from base 5 to 1654 and encodes 549 amino acids. Gene Ontology annotation, biological process: mRNA splicing, via spliceosome. Gene Ontology annotation, molecular function: protein binding; U12 snRNA binding; pre-mRNA intronic binding. Gene Ontology annotation, cellular component: U12-type spliceosomal complex.